AUAGUGGCUCCUGUCGGGUUGUGUUGCCCCUCAUCCCACCCAACAUGUCCUGACUAUGGAGCUGCACUUUCCCUGUUUCCCUGGCUGUUUUUCUUCUGCUAACCCUACCUCCUCCCCUUUUUUUUUCUUCCCCUGGUUUCUUUCUCAGCUGCUUCAGAAAUAACCGGUGGAUCCAGUUUUGUUUCUUGUUAAUCUCAUUGCUGGAGCGAUGACCUCCCUCUCCCUUCUCUUUCCUGAAAGUACGUGACAUUCCUAACUUUCUUCAGUAGUCUACCCCAACAGCUGAACACGGUUGUGUGCUCCUCGUCCCUGCUCCUGUACUCCUCUGUCCUCCUCUAUCCUCUGACCAGGUCACAAGUGGCCUGCUCUGAUCAUUUCAGGACUGCCCCUCUGAUCAGCACUCCAGUCAUCCAGGACUGCCCCUCUGAUCAGCACUCCAGUCAUCCCGGACUGCCCCUCUGAUCAGCACUCCAGUCAUCCCGGACUGCCCCUCUGAUCAGCACUCCAGUCAUCCCGGACUGCCCCUCUGAUCAGCACUCCAGUCAUCCAGGACUGCCCCUCUGAUCAGCACUCCAGUCAUCCAGGACUGCCCCUCUGAUCAGCACUCCAGUCAUCCAGGACUGCCCCUCUGAUCAGCACUCCAGUCAUCCCGGACUGCCCCUCUGAUCAGCACUCCAGUCAUCCCGGACUGCCCCUCUGAUCAGCACUCCAGUCAUCCAGGACUGCCCCGUUCCUCCUCAUCUUCACCUGCUAACCGAAAUCAAUGGAACAGACCCAAACGUGAGUUAUAGGGAAAAGUAAAGGAAUUGCAAUGUAAGUCACGGAGACAAACAAAAAAAGAAUAUUUGCGAGGGAGAUUGUCAGUUUUCAAAACACUUAAUACAGACCCCUACCUUUUUGGAUUUGUACAUCAUAAAAAUAAAAAAAAUGAAGGCAUGGAUCUCAGCAGGUGGCCCAGAUAUAUGUACAAUACUGCCAAGGCAACAGAAAAAUCACUGCUCUUUGACUAUGGAAACAGAGAGACCCGAUGGAUAUAUAACUAGUGAUAAUGAGCUUGUGCCCGAGAGGGAUCACUCCAACAUGGCCAUAGACCUGACCUCCUGCACACCUAAUGGACAGCAUUCCUCCCCCAAUCACAUGGCAAGCAUCACUCCUGAUAGAAAUUUCAAAUGGCCACGUCAACCAGUAUUGCUCAGGCAUGAUCAGGAAGUCAAUCUUGUGAAAAGAUGUGUAACUUCCCGGAGUGAGCGCACGUGGACAGGAAGUGGCUAUAGAAGAUCGGCAGCACUGAGAUGGAACAAAAGAAUGCGAAAAGCAAACUCCGUAAAGAUGGAGAUGCAGAGUGAUGAGGAAGGGGACAGAAAGCCCCUUCGCCGAGGUACUCCAAUCCAGGCACAGGAUGAUGAGAGUGGUUUGGAAGAGCCCCUGGCAGAAACCAAUGGGAUCUCAGACAGUCACAUGAAUCAGGAGCUGUCUCUUGAUGGUGGAAUCCGGCUUCCGAAUGGUAAACUGAAAUGUGACGUCUGUGGCAUGGUUUGCAUUGGCCCCAAUGUGCUAAUGGUCCAUAAGAGAAGUCACACGGGGGAACGCCCUUUUCACUGCAACCAGUGUGGAGCGUCAUUCACUCAAAAGGGGAAUCUCUUGCGUCACAUUAAAUUACAUUCUGGGGAGAAACCUUUUAAGUGUCCGUUCUGUAGCUAUGCCUGCCGAAGGAGAGAUGCACUUACCGGUCACCUCAGGACACACUCAGUAGGCAAACCUCAUAAAUGCAACUACUGCGGCCGGAGCUACAAGCAGCGAAGCUCCCUUGAAGAACAUAAAGAGCGUUGUCACAACUAUUUGCAAAAUGCAGGACUGGAGAGUAGCCAGAGCAUGGGACCUCACAGUGCAUCUCCAAUGGAUGAGUGUAAGAAUCCAGAGAUCCUGAUGGAGAACAACAUGUCUUUGAUAUCCUUUGAAAGACCAGCUGUCAUAGAGAGAAUUGCCAGCAACAUGGGGAAGCGUAAGAGCUCCACCCCACAGAAGUUUGUGGUGUUGUUGUCUGCAGGUGAGAAGCUUAUCAAAUAUGGUUAUCCAGAUUUGCACUAUGACAUAAAUCUGGCCUAUGAAAAGGAAGCAGAAUUAAUGCAGUCUCAAAUGAUGGACCAGGCCAUUAGCAACGCCAUCACCUACUUGGGAGCAGAUGCACUGAGACCCCUAAUACAUCAUUCCACUGGCGCCAUGGCCGAGGUCCCUCCUGUUAUUGGGCCAGUUUACCCUCAGGUCUACCAUCCAAGCAGGGUAGAGCGGCCAAUCAGCAGGGAAACAUCAGACAGCAAUGACAAUAACAUUGAUGGCCCACUCUCCCUCAUCAGACCAAAGAGUCACCUCCAGGAGAGAGAGGCUUCACCCAGCAACAGCUGUCUGGACACCACUGAUUCAGAAAGCAGUCACGAUGAUCGACCAUUAUACCAAGGGAAUCAUGCCUUAAACUCCAAGAGAAAGCAGAGCCCAGAGUAUUCCAAGGAAGAAGGUAAAGCUCUAGAUGCCACAAAGGCCACAUUGAGCUCUUCCAAAGAUGUCUAUCGAGUUUUCAAUGGUGAAGGAGAGCAGAUCAAAGCCUUCAAAUGUGAGCACUGUCGUGUGCUUUUCCUGGAUCAUGUCAUGUAUACUAUCCACAUGGGCUGUCAUGGAUAUCGGGACCCACUAGAAUGUAAUAUUUGUGGUCACAGGAGUCAUGACCGCUAUGAAUUCUCUUCACACAUUGUCCGGGGGGAGCACCCUUUCCAAUAGUUUGCAAGUGGAGCAGUCCCACUGUGAAGUGGACCUGCACAUGAAGAAUACUGCACUUACUCAUCAAAUUUCCUUUUGACUUUACAUAAAACCAUAAUGUUUGAUGCAUUUUUCAGUUUACAGACAUUGCAUCAGGACACAUUUGUAUCCAUUAUACUUUUAAGACAAGAACGUACCACAGUUGUUGGUAUUGCCAGAGUUUGCUGUAAAUGGUCUCUGAAGUAGAUAUGUGCUUUAGUAUCCAUCAGACUUGUCUCCAGUAAAAUUAAUCUGUAACUUAAAUGUACUAUGGCUAGUUUACAGCUUUGACUGGUGAUUUGGAGGAUGAAAAGCUACCCUUUAAGUUAUAACUCCCCUGUUUAAAUUAUUGGAAGCCUUUUCACAAUGUAGCCCUAAUUAAGCAGUUAUGCUUUUUUCACUUGGCGGUGUUUUGAGGUGAAUCAGUGAUAUAUUCAGCUCAAUGGCCUUUGACCUAUUAGCCUGUUACAUCAUUUCUAUACGCUGUGUGUAAUAGGUUAUCAGAGGAAUCCAUCUACGUAAAAUUGUUAAUUAAUUUUAGAAUAGCCUAUUGUAUUGUAGGUUUUGUUCUUGUUUAGGUUCAUUCCAUAAAUAAGCAAAAAGAACAAUGAUAAUAUGCAAAAUGAAGUUGGCAACCAAGGAGACCUCUUAUUAACAAAGUCCAAGUCCAGCCAGUGAAAGAUGGUUUAUAAUUAACCUAGACUACUGCAUUUUGUACAUUUCUUACUUCUUUAUUGAAUGAAUGCUGUUAUGUGUCAAAGCAGUGUGGUUUACACUAUAAUCAUGUAUUUGUAGAUAUAAAAUAUCUAUGAGUGUUCAUGGAAGUGGGAAAAACCUGUUUAGUGACACAGGGCAUGUUCAUUAACUUUGUAUAUAGGAAAGUUACUUGCAUAAAUGGUUGCCAGUAGGCACAGUGGACUCUUUAUUUGGCUGUGAAUGGUCACAUGCACUUUAACUUAGCUUUUGCCAUAGUAGUUAAAAUGCUGAGAACUUGGAACAAUGUCCACAGCUCUCAUAGAUGGAACCAUAGGAGGUACAGUGCCUAUUUGCGGAUAGCAUCCACAGAUUGGUAUUAGAAAUAAAGUAGCAAAGGGACACUUUAUCCAUUCUUGUUUUUUUGUUGCUGUCUGUGCAGAUUUCCCCUCCCCAUUUUUUUGUCCUAUUGACCACACACAGACGGAGAGGAAAGCUCACCAAGAGGAACAUAUACAACAGAUACAACCCAACCUAUGGUCCUAACCUUCCUCACUCUGUCCAGGGCUAGAAAAAAAAAGCUUUAUCAGGAGUUAAUAGAAAUUAACUAAUUUCUAAUUCGCUAAUAGAAAAUGUUGCCUCACAGCUGAUUGAACAAACCACAUGUUUCUUUAAAACAGAACGUUCUGGAAAUAGAUGUGUAUGCAAGUUGUCCUUUGAAAUAUACCUCAUAAUGCCUUUAAUGCAUUACAUGUACAGUGCAUAUUAAUGGUAGGGGGUCCCAGUUCUGUUGAUCAGAAGCCUGUGGUUUUCAGCUAGCAUGUGUCAGUAUGUAUCUUAUUGUUGAUUCUUGAUAAAUGAAAAACUGCUGUAUUUCUUAUGGGGGGAAAAAAAAUUGUUGGCCUUUGGAUAUAGAUCAAUAUAUGCUGGACUGCUAGGCAGAACAAACUGCCUAGAGUAAGUUAUCCCAGUGACAAAGCAGCUUAAACACGCAAAGCCCCUGUAAAUCCAACUACUCCUGUGUACCAGAAAACACCUGUGUAAUGUACUUAUCUGCUCUUUCUAGAUGGCAUUAUCAGUCAUUUAUGUAUGCUGGUAUACCCAUCAGCAGUCUUGUCCACUAUGACCAGAUGUGUUUUUACUAUUUAAAGAACAAAAAUAUCUGUGGCCUACUAUUUUUUUUUUUUUUUAUAAAUUGCUCCAGAUAUUACAUCUGCCAUGAUGUGAUAAAUGGAAGGUGCUAUAUAUACCUGAUCCCAGUGAAUAUAUGGAACUAUGACUUGGCCAUUGGUUAUGAUUGAUUUGCAUGGGUCAUUUUAGAUUACGUAAAGUGUAUGUAUAGCUUAAACUUUUUUUUUAUUUAUUUUUUAAUAGCAUAGAAAAUGGUCAAAAACUUCUGUCUGUAUCUGGCUGCAGAGCUUUCCCUUCACGUCCCAUUCUGGAGAUGCAACAGAUAAUCUCCACAAGGAAAUCUCCACAAAUAAGUGUAAUUCUUUUCUUAGACGUUUUGUUCCAUUUAGAAGAUUUAGCAUCACCUCUUGCUCUGGUGAAAACUGUACAAUGUUUAAUUUCUGCUCACCUUCUCUGACAUGGUUCCCAGGAAAAACAGAAUCUCCACAGUUAGAACACAGGUCGCAAAAAAAAAAAAACCUUGACAGAGGGACUAACUACUCUCCAAAGGAGAAUAUAUCACUUACCCAUUUAGGACAGGGUAGCAGCUUCUAUGGAUAGGAAACCCCCACCCAUGCACCGAUGCUCAUCCUUCCCUGCUCUCCCCCACUGCUGAAAUGUUUUGUCAGAGCCUUUAUAAUUGCCCAGUACUUCCAGGUAUGUGAGAGCUUGUGACUUUUCCUUUUUCCAGGAUGUAUUGCUAGGGCCUGAGGAGCCCAUCACUGGACCCACACCCUAACACAAAAAGAGCAUAGACUGCCACUGAACUUGCAUGAGGAUUAGACUCCGCAAUCUACAUUCAAACACUGUGGAAGAGGAGAACUGGGAAUCAUAUAUCAAUGAGCGUUUCGGAUCCCUAUCACAAGAACAUCUCACUUUGCCCUGAAUGACCAGUGUGACAGGUCCUCUUAAAUUUCACGUUAAGCCUCAUCCACACAGGAUUUUUAAACACGCCAGCGCUGCUGCCAUGAAAAAAGCAACGCUAAAAUUGCGCUCUAAGGCAAGUUUUUUGAAUAGCGUUUAUGCACGUUUUUGCAGUUAAAACACUCCCUAUAAUAUAAAAAUGCCAAACACGGCUAAAAGCUUGUUACACCGUUUAGACACAUUUUGGGGAUCUUUGUUAGUUUUUACAGCUUAACAGUCUCUGCUCCUGGAUGCACAGGCUGUUUUUUUUUCUACUGUCCCUAAACUCUUUUAUGCCUCCAAACGCAUGGACACAUAGGCUAACAUGGAGGGGCGUUUAGAGGCAGUAAAAAAAAAAGUCAGACACCCCUAGCAGCAGCUUUAAAAAUGUCCUGUGUGCAUGAGUCCUAACUUAGCCCUGUCGUAAAUUAAUCUGGUAUUUGUACAUUAAAUUAUUAAAAAGGAGGUCCAUAAAUUGCAGAUCAUACAGUACUUCUUUGUGGCUGACGUACAGUACAGGGGGACUGAUAAGUAAACCGAUUGGAGUGUUUGGGACCAGGAUCCUUUAGUUCUGUGGGUCAUAGGCACUGAAUUGAGGAAUGUUUAUAACCUACACUUGCAUCCCUCCAAUCCAGUCAAUCUGCACUUUCCAGACUUCUGUAUUAUGCAGAAUAAAAUUAUGAUCUCUCUUGGUUAGUUGAUAUACUGGGCCCCUGGGGGAAAGAGAAAAUAGUCAUGUAGAGAAAACGUAUAGCAAUGAGAUCAAAUCUCUACAAAUUUAUUCCCACAUAAGCACCUUUAUUCCCCUAAAGGGGUUCCCUCCAUUUUUAGUUAUUGAGAUAUGACUUGGAUCUUAUGAAAUCCUCUUGAUGUGUCUUCAAAACACAUUGGAUUCUCUUUAUAUAUGCACGUUUUUUUGUGCAGAAAAGCAUAACCAAAAUACAAAAAUCAGUUUUUGUUACAUCUACUGUGAUUUAAAGGGAAAUCACUGGGUUUACAUUCCAAUUGCUAUUAUAUUAUACAAAGAUUAUUUAGCACAGUGAAGAGGAAAUCUGUUCAGCGCCUAAAAGGUUUAGAUUGGGCGGCCAUUACUGACCUCCUGAAGAUGCUAUUUUUCUGGCUUUAUUUUCUGAGUCACUGACCUGCAAAAAUUAAGCAAGUAGGGAAAGCAGAGAUCAGUCAGAGGUUCCACUUGCAUAGUUGUCCUGGGUCAAUAAAUGGGACCAUAUGGACGCGCAGGCUUGCUAGCAUAACCGACAUUCAACUAGACUUUUCUGGGGUUUUUUCAAAGUGAAAGUGCUCUUUCUUGAUCAUACUGUGCAUAGGUUGUCAGUCAACCGUAUACCAUAUGGCUUCCAUUGUUUCCUUUUGAAAUAAUUGGCCUUUUAAAUAUGACUACCUCCAAAAUAUAUUAUGGUUAAAUAGGUAAAUUGUACCUUUGCCCAGCUGAAGAGUACUUUUCCUUCCAGCCAAAAAAGACCUGUGAAACAGGUCUGAGCUUCCCCCUGACAAAUGUAUUCAUACUGCAGUUGAGUGAAUUAUUAUUUUUUUUCUUCUAAUUGGUGAUUUCUUAAAACAGGUAGCUUAGAAAGUUAACAAGGAGCCAUGAAAGGCAAUCACACCACCGUUAUAAGGAAAGGGUUUCCUAUCAGGUUUUAAUGGAAAGACAUGUAAAAGAUUUUUAAAGCUAUUUAUUGGAUGUUCAUGGUCCCUGUACUGAAAAGGUGAAUUUUAAUUGGACAUACACCAAACGGUAUCCAUAAUCGUUACUGUGCUUAAUGUCAUUCCUAACAGGAAUGCUCAUGUUUUCUCAGAGGCAGGUCCUCUUGUGAAAUGUAUUAGUUUUAGGUCAUUCAGGCUAUACCUGCAGAUUCUAGACAUUGGCGUGUAUUAAAUUAAUUUUAAUCUGAGUAAAAAAUAUAGUACUUAUAAAUAUAUUUGUGAAAUUUGAUAACUUUUAUUUAAUACAACAAAUAGGAAUGUGCAAACUGCAGUAGCCCAUAGCAAUCACAUUUCAUUUUACUCUAAUCGGCAUAGCGGGAUAUGAAUUCUGAUUAGUUGCUAUAGGUUAGUGCCUUUUUUAAAUAAGCCAAAAUGUUUUAAAACUUGACAUUUCUGCUCCCCGAAUAUUGAAAACGUAAAUAACCCCAAAAUUCUUCAGCGUUAUUAAAAGAUAAGUGAUAACGCCUAAUUGCCAAUCCUUAUUCAUGAUCAAUGAUUUAGUUUGAUGAAGAAGUGUGAAGCUUUUAGGGUACUCUGUGUAUUUCUACUGUAGACACUGUGAGACCUAAUAAUGAAACAUAUUCUUAUUUUCUGUUUUACACAUCACUUUCAAUGGUACUUUGUAAUUUUUGUUAUUUCAUAUAGUAACUGGAACAUUCAGAUUUCAUGUAAGCUCAAACAGUAAAGAUACAUGUUGUGGUACUAGUCAGCGGACAGAUGAGAAGUUUCUCUUGUGUGUCUGUUACUUUUCUAAAAUGUUUUUUCCCCAACGUUUCUGCACUUUUUGUUUUUUGCAUUUUUAAGUCAGCGGUUUUCUGAUCCCUUUCAUUACUUGAACUGUGUUGGCUGUGGGGAAUGCACUUCGUCUGGACUUGAGUCACUAAACCCCAAAUUUACCUCCAGCGACACUCCAGUGUUUCAGAAGAGGAUACUCCAUCUUGUCCCUUUUGCUAUGCACUUAACUGGUGUCCAACAGCACUGGCAUAAACCUCUGCACAAUGUAACAAAGCAAAGGACUUUGUAUAUCUUUUCUAAUGCUGUGAUCAAUGGUACAACUCCAAGUCAUCUUGCUGUGAUGCCAUUGUUAUAGCCACAAUUUCAAGUAACAUUUCCAAAUAUGUUGUGUAUUAUUUAUAUAUGCACACACUUCAGUUGCCUUUAUUUUUUGUACAUGACUUCUUACAGCUUUUACUUAUGUUUCUUUAUCUUGUGUGGUCUUCAUGACCAACUGAUUCAUUGCUAAAGACCAUUUAAAGUUGAACUGGCAAGUGGUUUCUUGAAAUACAUAUAUUUUAACUAUUUACUUGAUAAAGAAUAUCUGAUAUUGCUCAUCCAUACUUGUGAUAUAUGCACCUUGUCUAGUCAAUAAUAUCUUCAUGAUUUUAGUGUUGCUAAGUCGGCUCCCUUAUCAAGGGACAUAGGUGAUGAUAAUUUUAAUUUCCACUGAAGAGGCUCAAGCUGUAAAGGUGAAAUAGGAACCUAAGUUGUCAGACUAGAAGCUGUAUUGUUCAUUUAGAAGCUGUGUGUCACCCAUAUGGUUCUGCAUUGUGGAAAAUGUGUGUAAAAACUGGCUAUGCAGAAUUGGUUUGCCUGGAGUGUCACUUUAAAGAGUCUCUGCUACUCUACCCAUUCUCUAAUUUCUCUUAAAGGCCAAGCCCGGAUCUACUUAUAUUCAUCUUCACCACCAUCCCACAUUGCUUCAUCUGUGUCAUGAAAAACACCUGGUGGGUAUGGGGGAUGCAGUCUUUUGGCAUGAGCGGACAUUCUCUAGGUUUAAACCCUAUCAAGGGAAGGAGCGUGGGACAUAGUCAACCCUGUGUAAGCUCUUACAUCAUCCAAAAGGGAGCUAACCUAGGGUUUGACUCCUGACUCAGAUGUUGGACAGCGUGGUAGAGGAGAAGGUGACUAUACUUGGGUUGAGGGGGGCUUUUAAUAGACUGACACUCUAUAUUGGAAAAAAGAUGAAGUCUCUUUAACUGUAUUUUCAUCCAGGAUUUGUGCAUUUAUUGUCAAAGCAUUUGGUAAAAGCUGUGGAAGAAAAUGUAUAAUUUAAUAAGGUAAGAUGUUAUGUUUAUGUCUGUUCAGUGCUGAACAAAUAAAGAUUUUACUACCCAGUUCUAAUGCAGUGUUAAUGUGACAGUACACCCUUUUGGUACACAUGCAUUACAGACAGCCAUUUUGAAAAAAAGGCUUGCCACUUUGUUUACUAGAACCGGUUAUCUGCACCUAAACAAAUGGGCUUAUAUCUUCAAAGUACUGAUAAGUUCAAGUCACACAAUUGCUGCCUCAGCAAAGUUAUCACUUCAGGAAAAUUGAACGCUUUAAAGUUCAUCCCACAAAAUGGCUGGUGUUGCUGUGCAAACAGGAGCAUUUUGGAUCCUGCACUGCUCAAAUGGGUUCAAUGUGGCAUAAAAUAGCAAAUAGGAGGUCUUUCCCGGUAGCCCCCCAUGAUAGCGAAGGGUUUGAUGGAGAUAUCAGAACAGGUUGCUUGAAGAUGGUCUACAAAUGAUCAUACUAGCCUUCUGCUUAAGCACCUGAUUGGUCAUUACUUGUACAGGCUGUUUACAUAUUUUUGUAAUGAAAUGUAGUUUUGUAUUUAACUAAGAAAAGGACUGGAAAAUGAAAACAAAUUGUGUAGAUGAUCGGACAAGUUGGAAUUAUUAUGGUACAUAAUCUUUGUAAUGCAUUAACUAGAUAAUCCGGUAAUGAUUUCAUUGUAUUAACUGUAUAAUUGCCUUCAUGUUUUCUUUGGUUUGCAAUUCUGGUUGUACAUUUUUUUGUUUGUUUGUUUUAAAAUGUAUAUCUUUGUAUGGAAAAAAACUGGAAGCUUUUAAUUCAUAUAUUUAGGAAAAACAUUUUAAAACUGUAAAGUUGUAAAAGUUCUUAAACGGUAAUUUUUUGUGGGAAUAAUAUGCUUUAAAUAUUAAUAUGUACUUAAGUAUAUGGUCACAUUCCAGCAGUUGAUUUGGGGAAUUUUUGGGCCUGUGUUUUUUAUUUUUUUAUUUUUAUUGUUAUAUAACUGCCACUUAAAAUGGGAACACUAUAAUAAAAUCAGUUUAAAAUAAA
Messenger RNA from Rana temporaria (common frog), 10344 nucleotides. RefSeq names its product IKAROS family zinc finger 2 (gene IKZF2). Gene Ontology annotation, molecular function: DNA-binding transcription factor activity; RNA polymerase II cis-regulatory region sequence-specific DNA binding. Gene Ontology annotation, biological process: regulation of transcription by RNA polymerase II. The record is from RefSeq and is a predicted model, not a curated record. Bases 928 to 2772 code for a protein of 614 amino acids. The transcript has 10 exons. Lineage: Eukaryota; Metazoa; Chordata; Amphibia; Anura; Ranidae.